Molecule: messenger RNA, 666 nt
Organism: Naegleria lovaniensis
Lineage: Eukaryota; Heterolobosea; Eutetramitea; Acrasida; Naegleriidae
Exons: 2
Coding region: 1-666 (221 amino acids)
Biological process (GO): cytoskeleton organization; regulation of adenylate cyclase activity
Cellular component (GO): cytoplasm
Molecular function (GO): adenylate cyclase binding; actin binding
Source: RefSeq, a predicted model, not a curated record
AUGACUCAAGAUAUUCUUGCCCGUCUCGAGAAGUGUGUCUCUCGAUUAGAGAAGAUUAACUUUUCAUCGAAAGGUGGCCAAACGAGUGGUGGCAGUGUUGGAUCUUCAACAGCUCCACAAGUCGUUGCCUAUGAUGAGUAUUAUAAAUCUCAGGUGGUUCCAUUAUUGGAAACUUGUGAAAAGAUCGGAGGUGAUCUUGCAAAAGCUAAAUCCUUUAUUGAAGCUGGCUUCCAUGGUUUGAGUCGUGUCAUUCAACUCUCCUCCACUCACAGUAAACCUGCCAGUGAUGCCGUUUUGGGAGAAAUUUUAGAAAAGAGUGGAAUUGGUUCAGCACUUUCUCAAUCUGCAGAUUUUCGUUUUAAAAACUUUAAGAGUUCACUUGCCAAUCAUUUAUAUGUGGUUGAGGAAGGUUUGAAAGUGGUCUUGUGGCCCACUUCUACAACUGCAGUGAGUUAUGUGAAGGAAAUGGUGAAUGCUGUUCAAUUUUACACAAACAAAAUUCUAACUUCUACAAAAGGAAACAAUGAUGCCGAGUUGCACAAGGCAUUUGUGACUCAAUGGAAGAAUGCUAUUGAGGAACUGGCUGUCUAUGUGAAAGAGUAUCACAUGAGUGGAUUGAAUUGGAGUAAGAGUGGAGAAAAGGCUUCAGCCAAUGCCUUGCCAUAA